AAAACCCCCAAGAUUUAAAUCUAUAUACUCCAAGCUCUUUAUUGAAAAGGAUGACCGUCUGCGCGUUCAGCACGCGCAGAAGAGAUUGGCGCUUCAACGACUGCGCCUGGGAAUUGCCGAAUAACACAGUGAUCUACUACAACUUCACGAACCCAAGCCAGCAGAAUUGUGAUUGCGUAUGCCCUUUUGAGGGCGAUUCAGAUAUUGCUGGACCUGGAGUAAGCAAGAUUCAAUCGUCGUAUGAAUUUGAAGCGAUGUGCUAACCAGUCCCAGAUCAUCAUAGGAUUCGUUGCAACGGCAUGGAUCACGUGUCUGGUCGCAACAAUUGAUGUGUACUGCAGACUCUCAAAGUCAUUUAUGGAACGUAUCUCUAAAGAUGGAGUGGAGGGUUCAGAGGAAUUGUUUCAAAAGCAAGUCGAAAGGUUCAAAUACUUCAACCCUCGAUUGGCCUCUUUCAUCCUUGGUUUCUUCCGACGGAGAAAUUCACGAUUGAUCUACAUGGCAAAGGCUUCUCUGGAUAUCCUCUGCGAUAUACAAAUCGUCACUUCGAUAGCAAUAUCUCUCUCAGCAUUCGUACAGAUCGAAACCAUGACUUUCUACCAUCAACAAUUCGUUCUAUCGUACUGCUUCUUGACUCUGACUUCGUUCUUCGCUGGCAGAACUGGUCAUGUUGAAGGCGAUGGUAGUAACAGUUGGUACUACUGGACGAGGAUGGUCGCACAAUUCAUCGCUGUGUCCUUGUUUGCCAUUUUCCAAGUGAUUGUGAUUCCACGGCAAGCGGAAACUAGUGGUUGGAAUCCGGUCGAGAGCGGGUCGUGUUAUAUUUCGAAUGAUGAAUCGGCUUACAACCAGCAGUACAUGUGGAUGAUAGGCUCCUUCUUCUACGCUGGAUACUUGUUGCUUGAGAUACUCUCUGGCUUAACCCAUGUUAUUGGCGGCAAGCCAGGGGGUCAAACUUGGCUGGAGACCAUUUCAACGACCAUCAAGGGAAGAGAUGAGAGAUUUCAAGAACGAUACAGGACCUGGAGGUUCUGGUUAUUGAACCAAAUCGAUACCCCAAAAGUUUGUUUGGACGCCCACCACCAAGGACCAAGUCAACAAGUGAUUAUACGCCGCUUUCCUACGGCCAUCGACUACCUUUUGCAAGCAAUAUUCUAUCUACCCCUUUGGAUUUGGUGGGCCAUCCAUCAAUUCCUAGCUCUUUGGGCAUGGGGCGACUCAGAAUCCACGAUUCUAGUUGCGGCGUAUGUGGGGUUUGCAGCCUGGGAUACAUAUGAUAUUCUCGACGCGAAGAUUUCCAACGCUCACUUGGUGGAGGAUGAAUCAACUUGGGGGUUUGGACAGGUUCUUCCUGUUGUGUUGCUGUUGCUGGUUCUUUUAAAUAUUUUUGAUGUGGUUGAUAGUAGGUUGCUGAGAUUUCCAUACCUUUCUGGAAAAGCCACCGAUUGUUUGUAG
Messenger RNA from Hymenoscyphus albidus, 1455 nucleotides. Lineage: Eukaryota; Fungi; Ascomycota; Leotiomycetes; Helotiales; Helotiaceae. The record is from the annotation of a GenBank genome assembly.